Messenger RNA from Exaiptasia diaphana, 2627 nucleotides. RefSeq names its product cilia- and flagella-associated protein 91. The transcript is spliced from 17 exons. The coding region runs from base 85 to 2529 and encodes 814 amino acids. Lineage: Eukaryota; Metazoa; Cnidaria; Anthozoa; Actiniaria; Aiptasiidae. The record is from RefSeq and is a predicted model, not a curated record.
AUGAACUGGACGGAGGACAUGAUGUUUUAGGAAGACAUCUCGAUUUUCUUUAUCAAAAAGGGAGUUUUUAAAAGCGUUUUGACCAUGACGUCUACACAAACGAUAACAAGAACGAAGCCACAACCUUCUCGGACACAUGAUUAUCUUUAUGACAACAUCCAUACCCUUUCAAGUGAUCGUGACCAUGCCAGGGCUACUUUCAAAGCACACACAGGAACAGAUAGAGUUAAACGUGUGCCACAUUACCAGACUAUGUUUAGUGACCUGGGUCAUUAUCCAAGGUACAGCGUUCAUCUAGAAGUAACGGACCCUGUGCCAAAAUUUAUUCAACGACAAUGGAGAGGAUAUGGCGAUCAGGCUAGAGAAGCAUUGUUAAGAUACACAAAGUUCAACUAUGACCCAACAGUACAAGUUCCUCAAAAAUAUUAUCCUCACACAGAUGUAGGUGGACAAGAUAGAUAUAAAUUCUUCAAACGGCCAAUUAUCCCGUUCUUGCAACAAGUUCCACCAGAUGUACUUUUACAGACAUCAAGAGUUGACCCCCUCAAAACCCAGGAAUUAGACCAGGAACGACCACCAACACCAGCAACUAAAACUGUAAUGGUACAAACUGACUACAGAGACAGUGAAGCACAGACUGAUCCAUAUACACCUGAUUAUGUUGUCAGACCAGGAUCUCAACCUGAACUACUCACUCUUGCUACUUUAUCAUAUGGACAUGGACUACCAGCAGGUUUGGCUGAGGUGGAAAUGAUAGAAAGAGCAAGAGCUAAAAGGAUAUGGGAAUCUACCUUACCCAGCUUAAAUGAUGUUGACAAUCUUGAAAAACGAAGGAAAAUGAUGGAUGAACAAGAAAGAAAAGAAUGGCUAUUCAGAGAACAAGAAAUUGAAAAACUUCAGGAAGCAAGACUUCAAGUUCUUCAAAACAUUCUACAGCAACGAGAGGAAGACCAUGCACAAAUCAAUGCUCGACGCCUGGAUAAAUUAUGGUCUAAGAAGCAGCAAGAAAAGGAAACCAAGUUUUCUAAAAUCCAAAAAGAGCACAUAAAAGCGAUGCGAAAACUGAAAGAAAAGCGUAAAAAUGUCGAAGGAAAACUAGAGCGACGAGAUAUCGUCAAAGACUACAGCACACACGAGUCCCAGACUUAUGCACCUAUGUCAAGAGUUGGAGUAUUCCUUGAUCGUGGUUCUGAGCAGUACAAUGUACAGAGCUUUCAUCUUUCUACAUAUCAAGGGCUACUUGAACUAGAGGCAUCGCUACCAGACUUUGUGACCCAACCACGUGUUCAGGCUCCUAAAUCUAAGUCGAGUGCAAAGGGAGGAUUUGUAAAACGAACUCAACGCAGACAAAGAGAACUUGAACAAGUAGCUGAUAUUAUCGAGAAAGGAAAAAGACCCCCAGAGAAAGAAAAACCUUUGAAAUUUCUAGUGAAGGUCGAAAAACCUAUCCCUCGACCACCCACACCUUCUGUACCUGUGCCAUCACAGGCUGAAGAGGACGCAGAGUUGGCUAUUAUCUACUUACAGAAGAUUAUCCGCGGAAGAGCCAUUCAGAAUAUGAUGUUUGAAGGCAAAGAGAAAAGACUUGAGUUGAUUCAAGAGCUGCGUAGUACGCAUGCUCUGCAGGAAAGCGGCCAAACUGAGAAAAGAAACGAACGACAAGCAGUACUUUCACUGCAAAGACAAAGACGUUUAGAUCAACAUAAGGAAUCGUUUGUAGAAGAAGCCAUGGCACAAAUGGAAGGCGCUACGUUGGCAGACAUGUUUGAUUUUCUUAGCAAGGAAUUAGUGCGGCUACAAGAAGAACGUCGAAUCCAUGCAUUCGCCAUGUUAGCUGAACGACAACGACGAAUAAGAGAAGCUGAGGAAAGUGGACGAAGACAGGUCGAGGAAAGAAGACGACGCGAAGAGGAUGAAAUAUUCAAACAGGUCGUCCAAGUCCAUCAGAAUACUGUUGAUACUUACCUAGAGGACAUUAUCUUAGGGGCCAUCGAUAACACAGCACAUGAACAGGCGCGUAAAGAAAUUCAGGAUCAAGCGGAGAAAAUCAACAAGAUCGCUCAUGAUGUCGAGAAAACGCGCACUAGAUUACAGUCUGAGGAAAUUGUAGCUGAGCUUGUUACAUCGUUCCUGCUGCCCGAGGUUCAAAAAAUUACUGUAAGGGAAAAAGUUAAAAGAAACCAGAGAAAGCAUCUAUUGGCAGCACAUAAAAUCAUCCAUGGCGAGGCAGAAUCCAUCAUGGAAGAACAUCCUCAGCCUGAUCCACCAAAAGAUCCAACACCCGAACCUACCGCACCGCCUACAAAUGAAGCUAUCCCUGAUAAACCACCAUCAGCACCAACCUCUCGACCCACCUCAGCCAAAAAAACAGGGUCAAAAACACCCACACCAAAAUCCUCCCGCACUAGUUCCCCUAAAUCACGGUCCUCAUCACGGCCAACUACACCAAAAUCCCGUCCUGCAUCGGGGUCUCCAAGACAAUCGCCCCAACCCUCCACGGUUACCGAGAAAACCGAGGAUACUUCAUAAUGGUGUACAUGCAAAAGUGUUGAAAAUAUUUCAACAGCUAUUGACAAUGAGUAUAAAUGUAAAUAGAGUCAGUAUUAUUAAAAUUGGCACUUUAUUUA